AUGGCACGCGAGGACAAAAGGGCAUUCGAUGAAAAUGGAAACGGUGAGGCGCGGGCCCCACCGCCAAGGAGGCAACCGAGCACAUGCCGCCUUCGUUUCCUCCCCAAGCCGCAAAGCCCAGUUCGCGGGGCACGCACGCUCUCCUCCCACUCAUUGUCGCCGCUCACCAGGCGCGCCCUCUCCCGGGACGCAGCCCCGCGGGAGCACGGCGCCGUCCGCCCGCGCGCGCCACCUCCCCGGCAUUGCGAGGGAACCGCCCAGGAGCACGCACGCCGCGGCCCCGUCUCGGUCCGCCCCGCCCCCUUGGUCCCUGCUUCAGCGCCGGUUGGACCCCGCGAGCAAGCCGCGAGUGCCAGGCAAACUCCUGACACUGUGAUAGACCCUAGUUUCUGUGGGCUUGUGACUGAAUCUGACAGAAGGUGCAUCCUGCACAGGCAGAGGGCGGGCACGUUUGUGGCAUUUGAAGGCACUGACACUGGCAGGAGAUUCAUAGGAUGUGCUACUGAGGAUGGUGUGAACUGUGGUGUUCUGGAGUGGGUAGAUGCCCCCUGGCCUGUAAUUCUGCAAAGGCGCUUAAGCAAGCUCUGGGAUAUGUAUCAUGAGCAGAACCUUGGUAGAGCCCAGGAUAAUGAGGCUCAUGGGAUAGAGGUUGCAAAACUGCAGAAGGAGCUUGAUUCUCUGGCCAAUCAGUAUAGCCAGCUGGUGGAUGAUGUGUCCAAGUUGUUUGAUUAUCAGGAUGGAAUCAAAUCUCAUGACAUGGAUUGCACAAGCCAGGCAAUCAAUGAACUGGAGGAGAAGAAGAAGCAACUUGAGGAGCAGGCAAAGAUUGAGCUUCAAAUGGAGAAGCUUAAGCUCAAGAAAGAACAAAGGUGCAUCCUUCAGAGUCAAGCUGAUAUAAUCCAAAACACAAGGAAGGCCAUGAAGGAGCUAGAGGUGGAGAAAGAUCUCCUUAAAGAAGAGAAGAAGAAGCUGGAGAAUGUCAUUGCUGAGCUCCUUAAGGUUGGUCAUGGGUGCAAGGAAAAGCUGGACAAGAUAAAGGAAGUUGUGAUGGAGGAGUGAAGUGGCAACUCUCUGGAUGGAGUUCAGGGUGUACUUCUGAGUGGAGCGUGUUACUUCUGAUUGAGUUGAGUUUCGUCCGCUGUAUUACUGCUGUAACUUCACAGCAGCAAAGAAACAGCGUCAUGGUUGAGAAGGGAUAUGUACUGAGUAAUGACUAUGCUUCAGUUCUUGGUCAUAUGUAUUCUGCUUAGAAGGCUAUCACUCGCAAGCUUCCUUUGAUCUCAUUACUUAGAAUCACCACCUCCUCUUCUGUAUCCCGACGCAGGGUUGACCGUGGGUGUCUAAUACAAGAUGGCUGCUCCGCCAAAUGCAUUUUCGAGCGAGUUACAGAAGUGGAUCUACAACCGUUCUGUAGGCUCUAUAUUUUUCAUCACUAUCGGACCAAAAGCAUCUGCAAUUAAUGCACUUAUAGCUCUUAUGAACAAAGUAGAGACUGUUCCUGCAGAAAAAAGAGCUGCGGAGUUAGACCUCCGAGGACAAAAUUGCACAGGCGUUGUAGUGGAGGAGGCAGAUGAUCAUCUUAAGAUCUUAACAUGUGCCCAUCUUAUGCAACACGUAUUCAAGAGUUCAGAACCCCUUUCGCUUAAAGAUGCUUGUUCGCUUUUUUCUGUAAGAGUGUUGUGUGAUCAUUACGAGCAGAGCUUCCGCGGGCAAAGCAGGAUAAGAGCAAGAGUUUAUGCACCAGCUUCCAUGAUUGGCAUCGAUUGCGAGAAAGACCUGCUUCUUCUUCAUGUAUACCGACCAGAUAUUAAGAAUUUGGGCAGAAGAUGUACCAACAGUCAUCAGGGCUUGAUUCUUAGUCCAACUCCUCCAGAAGCUUUCGACAAGUGCGCAAUGAUUUCAUGGCCUCCUGGCCUACCUCGAACAGCUGUUGAAGGAUCAAUUUCUCACCCUUCAAGAACAGUCCGUGACUUGGAACUUGUGAACACUGUUGGAUACACAAUGAACCUCACUCAAGUAGUAAUAGCAAGUGAAAAAGGAAGCUCAGGUGCUCCGUUGUUAGAUGGUAAUGGGAGAAUAAUUGGAUUGUUGCAUGGCGGUUUUGGAGGGCAGUUUACAUACUUUAUCUCCCAUGCUGAUAUCGGAUGUUUUCUGAGGCGACAUCACGUGGUACAUGGGAUAUGAGGUGUUAUUUGAUCAUCCUACAGCCCUUGUUCCCACCCGAUCUCUUGUUGUUAUCCCAUCCACAAUUGCUGCUCGAACUGCUGUUAAACAACAGAGUCAGGUUCAUUAGUGCUGCUCUGUUACCGUUUAUGUGACAGCAAUGUCGAUUCAACUGCUGCGUUACGAAGUGCUGAUUACAAAUGGAGAGACUACGCGACAACUCUGUACUGAAAUCGGCAAACACUUGUUGUUCCAUCUCUUAGGCUUUAUCACAGUUCCCCCGCCCAAAAGAAGUCUUCAUCAGAGUUGAGAAUUUUUGAGGUCUACCAGCUGAAAACAAUCUGUGAGCAUACACUAUGUGAUGUUGCUCUCUGGUCUAAAAUGUAAACUCAGUACUGCCUCUCUGUUCCCAGCAAACUUGGGCAUCAAUGUUAUUUCGCUUCAGAUCUGA
This is a messenger RNA of Triticum urartu, 2614 nucleotides long. The record is from RefSeq and is a predicted model, not a curated record. Lineage: Eukaryota; Viridiplantae; Streptophyta; Magnoliopsida; Poales; Poaceae.